Molecule: messenger RNA, 2163 nt
Organism: Trypanosoma grayi
Lineage: Eukaryota; Euglenozoa; Kinetoplastea; Trypanosomatida; Trypanosomatidae
Product: putative sigma-adaptin 3, putative,adaptor complex AP-3 small subunit
Exons: 1
Coding region: 1-2163 (720 amino acids)
Cellular component (GO): cilium; ciliary basal body
Molecular function (GO): microtubule binding
Source: RefSeq, a predicted model, not a curated record
AUGACGAGUGGAAGUGUUGCGGCCGCACCAAAGGGCGACCUCCCGCUCACGGUAGAGGAGCUGGUGACCAGCUACCAGCGCAUUCAGUGCCGCAACGAGGAGCUCUGCGCCUUCAUCGAGGCGCUUCGUGUGGAGUGCAACAGCCUUGCCGACACCUCUCCGAAUGCGGCACAUGCCCUCCGCGACCUCCUGCCGAUUGUUGCGGAUGCAAAGCCGUGUGCUGACACCGCCGCUGCUGCUGCUGCUCGGCCCAAGGCAACUAAAGCGCGCGGCAGUAGCGGCGGUGUCCUCGAGGGUGUGGUAGUGAAGAGCGCCAAGGCCCGUGCGUCACCACAGCCGCCUGCGGAGGACACAACGAAGUCACUCUUCCUGCGCUUCGUGGAGGAGGCAAAGCGUGACUACAAGGAGGAGUGCAACGUGCUGCGGCUGAAACUGCUGGCGAUGAGGAACGCGCAGCAGCUCCUUGCGCAAGCACGUCAGAAGGUACGGGCACAGGAGGAGCGCUGCACCGCUUAUGCCGCAUCGUUGAAUGAGUGUCGCUACGAACUCACCAAAUCACGCUCGCAGUGCAGCUUCUUACUGAGUGUAUUUGGCAACAACACCAAAAAUUCUCCUGCGACGGAGGGCGAAGGGUUUGCGCAGUGCUCGGACUGCGCAGAGCCGGAUCAUAGCUCGGCUGCUGUUGCUCCAACAGGUAGCGUGGAGGCUGAGGCCGGCACAAGUCUGAAGUCGCUCACUGCCCGCGUGGUGCGAACGGAGGCCGAGCUGCAGGAGUCACACGAAGCGGUGCGGGGGCUUGAGGCCACCGUUGAAACCCUGACAUACGACAAUGCACAACUCAAGAAAAGGGCCGAUGUGCUGGCGAAGGAGCGAGAUGAGCUGAAGCUGCAAACCAUGCAGCUAGAAGGCCAGCUUCAGCGUGUGCUGUCCUUAAUGCACGAGAAUCGCGAGGCACACAUCACGGAAAGCCAGGCCGCACUAGGGGGCGUGGUGUCUCAGCGACAAGUGGAGAUGGAGCAGCGCCUGCAACAGCUGCAAAGCGAGAACCGUUCUCUUCAGAGCACGCUCCUGCAGUUUCAGCGGCAGAUCAACGACUCGGAGUUGCGGGCGGAGGAUGUGUGCACUGCCAGCGACGAGGAGAUGCGGGCGCUGAAGGGGGAGGUGGCACACCUGCGUGCCAAUCUCCACGAGGAGCGGCUUGCGCUUCAGCAGACGCGGGACGAGUGGCGGCGCGCAGCGGCGAAUUGGGAGCAGCUAGACAAGGUGCACCAGACCGUGAUCCAGCACAUGUCUGUGCAGCUCUUGCGAGCAACUUUUGCAAGGAUUGUCGCGUCGUGCCGAAGAGACAAGUUAGAAGCAAAAACAGUUACACCAGCAGUGUUACCAUGUGAAGGAGCGGCGGCACCAGCAAUAGACGAAACGUCAUUGACGGUGAGCACGAAUGCGCCGAUAGGAAUGGAGGAAGUGGUGGCGCAGGAGACCACAGGAGUGGAGAUGAGGGAAGUUACUCCAGCGGCUACGAAUGAUGCCGUUGGCACCGAUUGUGUGAAUGAAAUCCGUGCGCGGCUUGAGGCACUUGAAUCGACGCACCGGAAGUCGUUGAGGCACUGGCAGCAAGUGAACCAGGAAUUGCGCGCUGCCCUCUCUGCUUCGGAGGAGGAACUCAAGCGAAAAGAGGAGCUCAUCAAGCAGUUACAGCGGGCGCAAGACUCCUCCCACACCACUACCGUCGCUGCCCGUCAGUUGGGGGGCAGAAGUGAUAAGUGUGAAGUUGGCAGUGAUGUAGCAACGCCACCGACCCAGCAGGAUGACGUGGAGCAGAUAAAAAUGUGGAAUACAGGAAAUGCUGAAAAUGAGACCCUUAUGCGGAGGGUGAACGAGCUGCAAAAGAGCAAAAGUUCCCUCGACGCCCUCGUGGAGGACUAUAAGAAGCGCUGCGCCGCGUUGGAGCAAGGGAUUGCUCACCACGCCGACACACUGCAGCACACGCUUGUGCAGGCCGCCGUCUCGACGGCUGGCGGGCACGUUCGAAAUGGCAGUGGCGUUGGUGACGGUAGUUCCAUGGAAGCAGGUCAGCUUCGCAGUUUCCAGCGCAUGCUACACUCUGCGCUCCAGGAGAAUAUUGUGCUGUCGGCCAGGCUGAAGGAGCUCGAGACUCGGUAG